AUGUUCUUGAAACGAGUGUUGGCUCAUGCCACUUCAGUUGCUGUUGGUGUUUGGAUUGGCUCGCAAUACAUACGAGGUACCACACAUGAUCCAUCAAGAAUGAAGCAUUUACUACAAGAUAAUUCUCGUCCUUCACAUAUUCUGAUCGGACCUGUCAAUACUCAACCAGAAAUUAAUUCACACGUUCAACAACAACCAUCAUCACCACAACAGAAUGAAUCCUCCAAACGAGAAGUGUCAUUGACUGAAAAAAUUUAUCAUUAUUUAGAGGAACAAAGAGAUGAUCAUCGUUGGCCAAAAUUUAAUAUUCAUGUUGAAGAGCCUACCAAGGAACAAGAUCAAACCUUUGAACUCUUUAAAACAUUUAAUGAGUUCGGCUUACCAACACAUGUAGGUCGACUUAACGUAUUUUCCCGUUUUUUAUCUGUGACAGAUAGCAACUUAAAAAUUCCACUGUAUGUGUGCUGGUCGAUACCAAGAUUCGAAGAGAAUUAUGUUGAGAAAUCAGAUAGAAAAUUCUCCAAGUUUAUGAAAAGCCCAAUUUUUGAACAAUUAUCAAGCUUUAAUCCUGAUAAUACUGAUUACUUUGGAAGUAACUAUUCUAGAGGUCAUUUAGUGAACUGUGGUGAUUUAACAAGAUUUGAUCAAGUGGCAAUGAAUGAAACACAUCUUUUAGCUAAUAACAUUGUUCCUCAAGACUUUGACAACAAUGCUAAUUAUUGGUUGAGAAUGGAAAGAUUUACAAGAUCACUAGCUGACCGCUUUCAUGCGGUGCAUGUCAUUGCAGGACCUGUCUUUAUGCCAACACUGUAUGAGCAACAAAACAAGAUAGAGCCAGAUGCCACAGGAAAACCACCCAAAGGUCCAAAAGGGGAAGUGAAACACUUGAUCAUUGGUAACAACCAUGUAGCAGUUCCAACUCACUUAUUUAGAAUAAUUAUUGCCGAGAAAAGACAAACAGAGACAGCAAACGAACAAGACGCAGUAUCACCUCAAUAUUAUGCUCAAGCAUUUAUUGUACCCAAUAGACCAAUUGAUAAGCUCGAUCAUUUAACCAAAUAUUCAGUCUCUCUGAAAGAAGUUGAGUAUCUUACUGGCAUGCGUUUUUUGGACAAGUUGGAAAAGAGUGGCAACAUGAAUCCCUUGUGCUGCAACACGCUUGAUAUCGAUGCCAACUUAAUUGAUCAAGAAGUGAGUCAUCCUGAGAAGAGUAGUUCAGAAAAAACAAAGUGUGCUUGUAGUUGUGAUCUUCCGCCUUGGCAAGACAUUGAAUUUCAAACACUAUUAUGGAAUAAGAACAUAACAGAGAGGGAAUUAACUGAGAAAUGGGACUCUUUGUUAAGUGAAACUAGUUGGAAGCCUUCCAAAGAUAUCAUUAGAAGACGAGACUCCAAGCUAGAAGAGCUCAGAAAGAAGUAA
This is a messenger RNA of Naegleria lovaniensis, 1419 nucleotides long. RefSeq lists its product as uncharacterized. Gene Ontology annotation, biological process: apoptotic DNA fragmentation. The record is from RefSeq and is a predicted model, not a curated record. Gene Ontology annotation, molecular function: nucleic acid binding; RNA endonuclease activity; single-stranded DNA endonuclease activity. Lineage: Eukaryota; Heterolobosea; Eutetramitea; Acrasida; Naegleriidae. The transcript has 2 exons. The coding region runs from base 1 to 1419 and encodes 472 amino acids. Gene Ontology annotation, cellular component: mitochondrial inner membrane; nucleus.